Molecule: messenger RNA, 2554 nt
Organism: Ictidomys tridecemlineatus (thirteen-lined ground squirrel)
Lineage: Eukaryota; Metazoa; Chordata; Mammalia; Rodentia; Sciuridae
Source: RefSeq, a predicted model, not a curated record
GGAAUCUGCCGGCCCCUGCCGGGUGGGCCGUGAGUCUUGGAGCCCAGCACGACGGGCACCGGACGCCGCGCCACGGGCAGCCCCGGUCAGUAACGCGAACGCCGCGGCGGUGGCUCCCACCAGUAUGUGACACCACUCCCCACCCCACACACGUUCUCUCGGGCUCUUGAGGGACCCCCCCUCCGCCCAAAGGAGGCCCGGUAGCCCCUAGGGGACGUAGUCACCAGCGCAAGCCCUGUCUGCUGCAGGCGAGCGCGGCGGGCCUGGGUCGUCUUGGCCUCCUCACUGAGCUGGCCUCGUGGACUUCUAAGUAGCGACGGAGCUACCCACCUAGGCCUCCAGAGGCGGAAUCUGGCGCCCCGGAGGGGACACAACCCUCCCACCCGAGAAGCACGAACGAUCCGCCCCGAAGCCACCCGGGAGCGGGAGGGAGGCGGGACUAGGCGUUCGGGGACGGGGGUCAUGUAAAAGUUGAGGCUCGACUCGGGAGCCACAAAGCGUGAGGAGGAGGGCGUCGCGGGCAGCGUGCUCCAAGGGGACGAAGGGCCGAAGAGGGAAGGAACCGUCGGACGGACGGAGCAGCGACCCAAGACGACGUCCACGCAGCGAGAGCGAGGGAAAGAAGACGAGGGGGGCAGAGCGCGGGCAGAGCGGACCGGGCAGGCGAGGCCGCGCAGGGGGCGUGGGGCGCUCGGGGCGCCGGGUCCCGCCCGAGCCAACCGCGGAGGCUGGUGCGGGUGACGUCACAGCCAACGGACGGCCUGCGCGGGACUUUUUCAAUUUCUCCCCGCCCAAUCGGGAAAAGACUGUGCCUAUAAAGACUGCGGUGGCGGGGGGGAACCAGGUCACUGUCCCUGCCGCCGCGCCGGAGAGCUAGUGCCUCUGUCCGCCAUGGCCCGAACCAAGCAGACCGCGCGCAAGUCGACCGGUGGCAAGGCGCCGCGCAAGCAGCUGGCCACCAAGGCGGCCCGCAAGAGCGCGCCGGCCACCGGCGGCGUCAAGAAGCCCCACCGCUACCGGCCCGGCACCGUGGCGCUGCGCGAGAUCCGGCGCUACCAGAAGUCCACCGAGCUGCUGAUCCGCAAGCUGCCGUUCCAGCGGCUGGUGCGCGAGAUCGCGCAGGACUUCAAGACCGACCUGCGCUUCCAGAGCUCGGCCGUCAUGGCGCUGCAGGAGGCCAGCGAGGCCUACCUGGUGGGGCUGUUCGAGGACACCAACCUGUGCGCCAUCCACGCCAAGCGCGUCACCAUCAUGCCCAAGGACAUCCAGCUGGCCCGCCGCAUCCGCGGGGAGCGGGCUUAAGAAGUCGGGCUCUCGCCCGCCUCGAGGUUCCAUCGCAUCCAAAGGCUCUUUUCAGAGCCACCCACGGCGGCACUCGGAAGGAGCUGCACCGCUCUUCCUCCGCUCUCCAGGCGGUGGUCUCGUCCUCCGGGGCCAAGGGGUGGAGGGAAGGAAGGGAAAGGUCGCACAGCGGCCGGAGAGCCCAGCCAGCCUUUCCGGACCCCCGGUUCAUUUCUUGUGCGGCGCGCACCGCCCUAGGAUGGUCGCACCCUAAUGCUCUCCUCCGUUCGCCUCCCUGGAACCCUCUCAGCAACCGGCAGCCUCUGGCUAUGGUGUCGCCCAGGGCGGAAGGAGGGGCGCUAGCGACCUCAUCCCGCGGUUGAGUCACUAGGGGACGCUCGGGAUUCGCGGUCCGCAGCCCUCGGCUGCAGGGCCGGGUUGGGCUGGGCUGCCGUGGCCCUUGCCUGAGACCUCUCUGCUCCACCCGGCCCGCCGGAAAUGUCCUCCCUGUCCUCUCUGGGAAGUCGCCCCUAAACUUUUUCCAGACUUUUGCUGGCUAGAGUUGGGGAUACUUAUGAUAAAGCUACGGGUCGAGUGAGUCCCUGGCCACUUGCGUGGUACCUUCACCCACUAGUGUUGGGUGUAGUGGUGCUUCGUGUGUCGGAUAACUGAUGCUCUGUUCAGUAUCAUCAGGUGCCUCAUUAUCUCCCGCGUCCAAGUCUUGUUAAUUGUUCCUGGGUACACCUGAGGUAUGUGCGUGUUAACCCCUUUGAAUUUUCAGUAGUACUUUGUUUGGACCUUUUCUGGAUUUUUGCUGGAUAUCGGUUGAUCCGUCCCCCAUGUUAAUUUUCUUCAAAACCCCAAUGCGGGCUCAGUGAACCCCUUUGGAGCCUGGUCUUAUGCCAAGCUGAGGUCAAUUGCCUGCAGUCUGGGAACGUGCAAAGCUGGUGUGAGUUGCCUCAAGUAUCAACAUAUGUAAGAGCUUUUGGUAAGGGCCCUGCUUUCCUAUCCUAGUCACCUACCUCAACAUUUGAGCUUGCCCCGGAAGCCCAAGAGUUGCACCCACAGGAGCAAGGGGGUGGGGAUGCGCCCAGACGCUACAGUGCCGCUGGCUCCUAAAGAACACAUAGAUCUUUUUAAUUUGUAAGCAGAACUUUAUGCUGCAGUUUUACUCGGGAAAGGAGCAGGAAGAAAAGCACACUGUCUUAUAGGAAUCCAGCAUUGGAGAAAUUGGAGGAAAUUCUAACAAGGAUUGUAUCCCUCUUUCAGUUCA